AGGUAACAGGAAACCAGUGUUUCAAAAGAAAAUUUGAUCACAUUGCUAGAUAACACAGGUAUCCUAAACAAGUGCGUGAGCGCCUGGAGGCUCUACACUGCUGCUGCCAGAAGUACAUAUUUUUUUGAUUGGUAAGAACUGCCAGAUGACGCUUCAUGAAAUAUAAAUGCAAGAAAGACUCAGCUCAAUAAAAACUUUCCACCCGUCAGUCUAGAAGGAUAAGAGAAAUACACUGUUAAGCAACUGCAGGAAAUGGCUUUCGGAGUCCCAGUAUCUGUCUAUCUUUUAUUCAAUGCAAUGGCGGCAUUUACUGAAGAGGCAGCCGUCACUGUAACACCACCAAUCACAACCCAGCAAAGUAACUGGACAGUUAACAAAACAGAAGCUGACUAUACAGAAGGACCCAUAGCCUUGAAGUUCUCACCUCCUUGCCUGGAAGACCACAAUAGUUACUGCAUCAAUGGUGUUUGUGCAUUCCACCAUGAGCUGGAGAAAGCUAUCUGCAGGUGUUUAACUGGUUAUACUGGAGAAAGGUGUGAACACUUGACUUUAACUUCAUAUGCUGUGGAUUCUUAUGAAAAAUACAUUGCAAUUGGGACUGGUGUUGGAUUACUAUUAAGUAGUUUUUUUGCUAUCUUUUACUGCUACAUAAAAAAGAGGUGUCUAAAAUUGAAAUCGCUUUAUAGUGUCUGUUCCGGAGGGAGACCACUGUGAGGCCUUUGUGAGAAAAUUUCAUCAAGACUUUCGUAAAAAUCAGCGGGUCCAAAA
This is a messenger RNA of Trichechus manatus latirostris (Florida manatee), 768 nucleotides long. RefSeq names its product epithelial mitogen (gene EPGN). Gene Ontology annotation, biological process: positive regulation of cell population proliferation; epidermal growth factor receptor signaling pathway; positive regulation of mitotic nuclear division. The transcript is spliced from 5 exons. Gene Ontology annotation, molecular function: growth factor activity; epidermal growth factor receptor binding. Lineage: Eukaryota; Metazoa; Chordata; Mammalia; Sirenia; Trichechidae. Bases 253 to 714 code for a protein of 153 amino acids. The record is from RefSeq and is a predicted model, not a curated record.